AUGCUAGCAAUUGUGGACCAAGAGCUCGACCGAUUACAAAAGCUGAACAUCAUCUCGUCGGUCGAUUACUCGGAGUGGGCCGCUCCGAUCGUCGUCGUCCGCAAGGCUAAUGGCACCAUUAGAAUUUGCGGAGAUUAUUCAACCGACGACCGACUUCAGUCACAUCAAUACCCUCUGCCGGUUCCGCAAGACAUUUUCUCCAAGCUCGCAGGGUGCACCAUUUUCAGUCAAAUUGACUUGACUGAUGCCUUUCUGCAGAUAGAGGUCGACGACAGUUGCAAACACCUUCUCACCAUCAACACCCACCGCGGUUUGUACCAAUAUAACCGUCUUUUGCCGGGAGUAAAAGCAGCGCCAGGGCCCUUCCAACAAUUGAUCGACACGAUGUUGGCUGGUCUCCCCGGAACUUCCGAAUAUUUCGACGACUUAGUUGUGGGUGGCCGGAACGAAAAAGAACAUCAGCAGCAUCUUUUACAAACACUCCAGCGGCUGCAAGAGUUUGGUUUCACCAUCCGUCCGGAAAAAUGUUCUUUUGGGCAGAAGCAAAUCCGUUAUUCGGGUCACAUCCUGGACAGCCAAGGCCUUCAACCAGACCCAGCCAAAAUUGAAGCCAUCAAAAACCUGCCAGCACCCAAGGACAUCUCCGGCGUUCGGUCCUUCUUAGGGGCCAUCAACUUCUACGGGAAAUUUGUGCCGAAUAUGCGGGACCUACGGUAUCCUUUGGAUGAACUCCUCAAAGCAAACAACUCAUUCAACUGGAACAAAUCCUGCCAGCAGUCUUUUACAAAAUUUAAGGAGAUCUUGUCGUCUGAUCUUCUGUUAACCUAUUAUGACCCGCAAAAAAAAUCGUCGUUUCGGCAGAUGCAUCAUCGAUUGGCAUUGGUGCAACCAUUUGCCAUAAGUUUCCCUAUGGAAGGUUAA
Molecule: messenger RNA, 921 nt
Organism: Uranotaenia lowii
Lineage: Eukaryota; Metazoa; Arthropoda; Insecta; Diptera; Culicidae
Exons: 1
Coding region: 1-921 (306 amino acids)
Source: RefSeq, a predicted model, not a curated record